Messenger RNA from Erpetoichthys calabaricus (reedfish), 3008 nucleotides. RefSeq names its product tetratricopeptide repeat domain 27 (gene ttc27). The record is from RefSeq and is a predicted model, not a curated record. Gene Ontology annotation, molecular function: protein binding. The coding region runs from base 227 to 2767 and encodes 846 amino acids. NCBI's taxonomy places the organism in Eukaryota, Metazoa, Chordata, Cladistia, Polypteriformes, Polypteridae. The transcript is spliced from 20 exons.
CGCGCGCGGCAGAGCGGAGGCGCGUGUCUCCCAGCAUGCACUGCGCUCCUGUCAUGGCCGCACACUGGCGGCGCUGGAAGCACAUGGACUGAGACGCAGUCACGGACGGACGCGGAUUGUGGUGACAGUAGCGUAGAGAGAAAGGAACGUGAAGUGGAAUUCUCUAGUGGAAAGUGCUGACAGAGCCACAUUACAGUGAAGAAGUUUUGUUCGUGGGCGCGCAGCGAUGAUUGAAGAGAUCAAGGAAGCGGAGGCUGCUGUGCUGAGGGGCUUUCGAGCUGACGGAGAGACGGCGCACCUCCAGGGGGAAUUCCUCGGCCUGCCAGAAAAUGACUCACUUCUGCAGGAUCUCUUGGAUGGAAAUUUUGAAAGUGUAUUGCUAAACCCAAUUAUCUUGGACAUUUUAAAAGGAGACUGUGCACCUGAACAGAAGAUUGACUGCUUUGUCGAAGAAAGGAUAAGAAUGUAUCUAACUGGCUUAUCUGAAGAUGACAAGGCCAAAAGAGAGAUGGUUGUGCUUCUGUUCGGUGUAGCCUGUCUGCAGCUUUUUGUUCAAAGCAACUGGACUGGACCACCUAUUCAAGUUCACCCGGAGGAUUUCCUGCCCUCAAGUGUCUUCCAGCAGUUUACAGAGUCUGAAGCAGUGACUGCUGCUAUUUUUAACAGUCUUAUCCUUGACGGAGAGUCAAUUUAUACUAUGGUCUCUAAUCCUAUAUUGCUGCUAAUAGCCACAGCAAUUUUUGUCGCCUGCAGAUCAAAGUUUGAGUUCCUUCAGCUGGUACCCUGUUGGACCUUGCGUUGUGUUUCUAUUCAUCAGCAACUUUUAGAGGAGCGCUCUCAAGAGCUGUUUGUGGUAGUGCAGAGUUGUGUGGAGAAAGUGAUGGAAAACAACAUUUUUUUCACGUCUGACCAGUUUCUACAUUUGGCUGUUCAGUUUCUUCUAGAAUGUGGGCACAUAUCUCUGUUUUAUUUUGAUUAUACAAAGGCAAAAGAAUACAUUCAUCGUGCUAAGGAAAUGAUGAAACUGCAGAUCACAUUGACAGGUGCCUUGGGAAAGCGCACACGGUUUCAGGAAAAUUAUUUGCCACAACUGAUCUUAAAUGUCCAAAGGGAAGGGGCUGCUCUGUCGCAAAGUCGUCUCACUCCAGACCCUACACCAGUGGAAAAAUUGCCAAAGGACCAUUGUCUGACUGAUGAUACAGUGUUGAACAACAUUAAGCUGGCAGACCCAGACCAGUUUAUUAUGCCUGAUCUUUGUGCAGAAGAACAAGCUGUUGUUCUUGGGAUCUGUGAAGACUUCCAGAGGAACAACCCUGCACAUAAGCUGACUGAAGAAGAAAUACUAGCUUUCACAUCAUGUCUACUAUCUCAACCCAAAUUCUGGCCAAUUGAAGUUACUGCUUUAAUGAUCCGGACAAAGCUUGAAAAGGGCAGCGCACGAAGAAUCGAGAGAGCCAUGAUGCAAACUCAGACUCUUGUAGAUCACUUUGAAGAGAAGGACCUUCGUGUGCUUGAAAGACUGAAAAUGUUUUACUGCUCUCAGGUUCCUCCCCGCUGGGCCAUUCAGCGCCAGCUUGCCCACUUGCUCUUUAAUCUUGGCUGCAUUAACUCGGCUCUACAAGUUUUUGAGAAGCUAGAGAUGUGGGAGGAUGUCGUCAUCUGUUACGAAAGAGCUGGUCUCCAUGGAAAGGCAGAAGAGAUCUUGCGGCGAGAACUUGAAAAGAAAGAGACGCCUACACUGUAUUGUCUUCUGGGAGAUGUUCUUCGAGAGCAUGAAUAUUAUGAUAAAGCUUGGGAGCUGUCCAAACACCACAGCGCUCGCUCUCAGCGCUCCAAAGGACUUCUUCAUCUUCGCAGAAAGGAGUUUUCACAGUGCAUAGAAUGUUUUGAGCGGUCUGUGAAAAUCAACACACUGCAGCUUGGAGUUUGGUUUUCCUUAGGCUGUGCCUACAUGGCUAUUGAGGGAUAUGAAGGGGCUGCCAGAGCAUUCCAGAGAUGUGUCAGUCUGGAACCAGAUAAUGCUGAAGCCUGGAACAAUCUUUCAUCCUGUUACAUCAGAUUAAAGCUAAAAUCCAAGGCUUUCAAAACACUUCAGGAAGCCAUUAAAUGCAAUUAUGAGCACUGGCAGAUUUGGGAAAACUAUCUGUUCACUUGCGUUGAUAUUGGAGAAUUUUCUGAAGCUAUUAAGGCUUAUCAUCGCCUUCUGGACUUGCGAGAAAAAUACAAAGAUGUUGAGGUACUAAAGAUUCUUGUACGAGCUGUCACAGAUGGACUUAUGGAUUGCAAAGGAGAGUUGGCUACACCACUAAAAGGAAAACUAAGAGAGUUAUUUGGUCGAGUCACUGCCAACAUUACCAGUGAAGGAGAAAUUUGGAGACAGUAUGCAAAGUUAUAUGGUUGUGGACAAAGUGAGUCUGCAGAAGAAAAUGAAAAAGCUCUGCAGUUUUUGAUGAAGGCUUAUCGUUGUGAAACCCAGAGUAGCGGAUGGGAAAAAGACUUUUCAUCUUUCAAAGAACGGCUACAUGGAGCAGCAGAACUGGCACAUGUGUCAAUAAACUGCAGUAAAAGCAAAGUGAAUCCACAAGAAGCUCUGCAGAUUCUCUCAUCAGCUCGACUUCACCUGCGUAGCAUUUGUGCAAAAGCAAAGCAAUUAUACACUGAUGUGGCCUCUGGAGAAUUGCAUAGUGACCUGGUGGAUGAUGUCCAGACCCUGGAAAACCUGCUUAUCGAGAUUCAGGAACUGAGUUCACAGCAAAGAAACCAGUGACAGAGAAAUUUGACAUGUUUAUUCUGAAAAUUGCACAGAUCGGUUGGUCUGACUGGCUUGUCAAUAAACAUGGCCCUUUAUUCAGGCCCUCUUUUUUAAUCUUGAGACAUUUUACUCUUCAAUUUUUUAAUUUUUUUUUCCAUGAAGUGCUUCAUCAUAUUGAAUAUCAUGCUUACAUGUGACCAGUUGUUAAAUUCCUUGUAUACUCUUGUUAUUAAAAAGAAGAAUAUGUGCAAAUGGG